Aphidius gifuensis is the source of this 786-nucleotide messenger RNA. RefSeq lists its product as uncharacterized. Gene Ontology annotation, biological process: protein ubiquitination. Gene Ontology annotation, molecular function: protein binding. The transcript is spliced from 4 exons. NCBI's taxonomy places the organism in Eukaryota, Metazoa, Arthropoda, Insecta, Hymenoptera, Braconidae. The record is from RefSeq and is a predicted model, not a curated record. Bases 1 to 786 code for a protein of 261 amino acids.
AUGUCAGUAAUUGCUAGAACUACCAAUAAACUUUUGAUGACAAAUCAUGAUUAUGUUACUGGUAUAGAAACUUGUGAGUUCAGUUAUGAAUUGACAAUUAUAAACAUCAUUCAGUGGACUAGGAAAAAAAUUAAGUCACCAAGUUUUUCAUCUGGAUAUUCUGAUUUUAACGAUGAAUGGAUUUUGGAAAUAUAUCCAAGUAAUACUGAUCUAACAAUGCCAGCAUGGAUAUUAGUUGAUCUACAACCUCAAUCAUCUAAUACUCCACAAUUAUUAAAAACAAAAUACUUGUUGGAUCCAUUGAAUGGAUAUUUACUUAAUGGUGAACUUAAAAUUUGUUGUACAAUAAAAAUGUCUAGAAAACUAACAAAUGAUUCUGAUGUCACUUCAAAAUUUACUGCAACACAACAAUUGAGUGGAGACUUGGAAAAACUUUUGUUAAAUGAAAAAUCAGCUGAUGUUACCAUUCAAGUUGGUCAAAAAUCAUUUCGUGCAAUUAAAGGUAUUCUGGGAGCACGCAGUCCUGUUUUUGCUGCAAUAAAUCUAAAAAAUAAUUCUGAUGUCACUCCGAAAUUUAUGGGAACACAACAAUUGAGUGCAGACUUGGAGAAACUUUUGUUUGAUGAAAAAUCAGCUGAUGUUACCAUUCAAGUAGGUAAAAAAUCAUUUCGUGCAAUUAAAGGUAUUCUGGGAGCACGCAGUCCUGUUUUUGCUGCAAUUAGUCCUUUAAUCGUUUCAUUUAGUUUAUUCAGUCAUAGUCGUCAACCAAUGGUCAUCACAAGUUGA